AUGCAGCCAGCAGUAGCAGGUGACAACAACGGAGUUCCUACCGCCUGCCAGGGGUCAACCGCCUGCCCCGCCUCCUCCCACAGCCGUAAGCUCCGUCGCAGUUCGCCUUCCGCCGUUCUAUGGAACCCGUCGAUAUGGUUCAUCGAAGCAGAGACCCAGUUUCAGCUGGCUGGCAUUUCACAGCAGCUUACCAUGUAUCGUCACAUCGUCGCUGCCCUUCCUCCAGAGAUUGCGAUGGAAGUGGCAGACGUUCUUCAGGCCCCACCGCCUCGCGAUCAGUACUCCCAUCUCAAGACCGCCAUCCUGGAUCGCACCACGCUAACUGAGCGGAAACGGCUGCAGCAGCUGCUUAACACCGAAGAGCUCGGCGACCGCCGCCCAUCCCAGCUGCUACGUUCCAUGGAAGCUUUGCUCGGGGACCGCGCCCCCACUUUCGACGCACAGCUUCGCGAGCUCUUCAUGCAGCGCCUUCCGUCUCAGGUCCAAAUGAUUCUGGCUGCCGCGUCAAGCCUGCCGCUUGCCAACCUCGCAGAACAGGAAUACAAACUUAUGGAAGCUGUCGGCCCUGGUGUCUCUACGGUCACGCAGCCAUCCCCAGAUCUUUCGGCCACCGACGUCAAGGCCCCGAUUGUGCACCUUAAGACGACGUCCACGCACGUCUGGACACCCUUUCUGCGGACGUCUCCCACCUGCGCGCAAGCAUUGAUGCUCCUGCCAAUGCCCAUACAGACCGUCGACGAUAACUCAGGAAGCCACUCAGGAAGCCGCAGUUCCCAAUCUCGCCGACGCUCGCCUUUCCCACGCUCUGGAGAUUCCACAUCCACUCCGUGGUGCUGGUACCACCAUCGUUUCGGCAACAGGGCUGAACGCUGUACCCUCCCCUGCGGAACAAGCUACUUCUCGACACAUGCACAAAGCUUUCCGUAG
Messenger RNA from Ornithodoros turicata, 927 nucleotides. RefSeq lists its product as uncharacterized. NCBI's taxonomy places the organism in Eukaryota, Metazoa, Arthropoda, Arachnida, Ixodida, Argasidae. The transcript has a single exon. Bases 1 to 927 code for a protein of 308 amino acids. The record is from RefSeq and is a predicted model, not a curated record.